UGCUGGACAGUUCCAGAAAUAUUAUCGAUAUGAACUUUUUCUCGGAAUUAGAAGUGAAGUUGGUCAUGAGAGACUGUCAUAACUGAUCAUACUCGAUAAGUACCAGCAGCCAUUGUGUUUUAUCCGUUUGGCAGUUGCAAUCACUCAACAUUCUACGCAUUAUCUCGAUAAAAAGGACAUCGAGUAAUUUUUAAACUUCCACGAGAGUCUAGCAGAGUGCAAUCGACUUGAGAUUUACAGCAGUAAAUAAUGGGUCUCGUUUGCUCCACAGCGCAGCUCGCUUGUCUGUGCGGCAGUACAGCCUGCAGCUUCUGCUGCUCUCAAUGCCCAUCAUGCAGAAACAGCACGAGCUCCAGGAUCAUGUACGCCUUGUUAUUGAUGCUGGGGACAAUUGCUGCUUGCAUUACUCUCGCCCCAGGUCUUCAAGACACACUAAAAAAGGUUCCCUUCUGCACCAACAGUAGCAACUACUACCCCUCAUCAUUCACAGUGGAUUGUAAUUCAGCUGUUGGUUAUCUCGCUGUGUACCGAAUAUGUUUCAUAAUUUCCCUGUUCUUCUUCCUGAUGUCGACGAUAAUGAUCGGUGUGAAGAGCUCAAAGGAUCAUCGAGCCCCAAUUCAAAACGGUUUCUGGGCCAUAAAGUACCUUCUGAUAAUCGGUGGGGUCAUUGGCGCCUUUUUCAUCCCCGAGGGCUCCUUUGGCCCUGUCUGGAUGUACUUCGGAAUGUUCGGUGGAUUUUUCUUCAUACUCAUUCAAUUAAUUCUCAUUAUCGAUUUCGCCCAUUCAUGGGCUGACUCCUGGGUCGGCAAUUACGAAGAGACUGAAUCGAAGACUUGGUAUGCAGCUCUGCUGGGUGCAACAUUCUUCAAUUACUGUCUAGCUAUUGCCGGAAUCUCCUUGCUGUUUGUUUAUUUCACCCUGCCAGACAACUGUUCCCUCCACAAGUUCUUCAUAUCAUUCAAUUUAAUAUUAUGUGUAAUCGUCAGUGCUAUCUCCAUUUUGCCAAGUGUCCAAGAGCACCAGCCAAGAAGUGGAUUACUCCAGGCAUCUGUCGUAUCUCUUUACGUAAUUUAUCUGACUUGGAGUGGAGUCUCAAACAGUCCAGACCACGAGUGCAAUCCUGGAUUAUUCGGAUCAAUAGCAAGCAGCAACGUGAAGGACCAGAACGAGGUGGCCUUCGAUAAAGAGAGUGUCGUGGGUCUGAUAAUCUGGUUCAGCUGUGUCCUCUACAGCUCCCUCAGAACUGCCUCCAAGUCUUCCAAGAUCACUAUGACUGAUAAAGUCCUUAUCAACGACAAUGGCGCUGUUCGCAACUCAGGAGAUACUUCUCUUAUCGGCAAUGAAGAUUAUGUUGCAGUAGAAGGUCGUAAUGAUGAUGCCGAAGGUGGUGGUGAGACUAAAGUCUGGGACAACGAGGAGGAUAAGGUCGCCUACAACUGGAGCUUCUUCCACCUCAUGUUUGCUCUUGCAACUCUCUACGUUAUGAUGACCCUCACCAAUUGGUACAAGCCAAACUCAUCGCUGAAGACGUUGAAUUCCAAUCCAGCAUCCAUGUGGGUAAAAAUAAUAUCUUCGUGGAUGUGUCUGAGUCUCUACGUCUGGUCUCUCGUUGCUCCAGCUCUUCUGCCAAACAGGGAUUUCUCUUAAAUCCCUAAACGUGCAUUUACUGUAU
Molecule: messenger RNA, 1672 nt
Organism: Fopius arisanus
Lineage: Eukaryota; Metazoa; Arthropoda; Insecta; Hymenoptera; Braconidae
Gene: TMS1
Product: serine incorporator TMS1
Exons: 8
Coding region: 250-1647 (465 amino acids)
Cellular component (GO): membrane
Source: RefSeq, a predicted model, not a curated record